UUGAUCUUUCUUUUUGUCCUCGAUUGUCUUUGGUUUGGUUGAUGGAGUGAGUGAAGUGGUGGUUGAAUUUUGGAGUUUUUGUGCUCGCUCGCUCGUGGUAUUUAAUCGAUCGUAAUUUAGUUAUUGUGCACACAUCUAGUUCGUGAAAUUAAACACGAACCUAAACGUGUAAAAGACGUAUUUGGACUACGUAAUAUGAUUACGGAUUUGACUGAUGAAUUGGAUCAAAGCGACAGCGGUAUGGAAUCACUGAUUGCGAGCAAGGAUGACACUCCUGAACGUAGACCUGAAGACAGUUUCAUAAUCCCUUCGCUAGGAUCAUCCCCCAGCGCAGGUACACCAAUAGGAACUUUGAAAGAAUACGACGAUGAGCCUGAUGAAACACUUUCCGAAAGACUAUGGGGAUUGACUGAGAUGUUUCCGGAGUGUGUCCGGAAUGGCACAUACACAGUUACUACUACAACUUGGUCUGGCGUAAAGUCCUUGUAUGGUCUAUCCCGCUCAGUCAUGUGGAUUGUGGCGAGUUCAUCCGUAAUUCUAUUUGCCCCGGUCAUCUUUGAGGUAGAGCGAGCACAAGUGGAAGAAAUGCAAAAAUCACAGCAAAAACAGGUCUUAUUGGGAACUAAUACUGCCCUGUCCGGUCCAAUGCCCAACAUGCCACCAAUGCCGCGAUAAGCCAAAAAAUUAAACAUAAUAAUUUACAUCCAUCUAUGUAUGACACACUAUAGGACACAAAAUGUCAUCCUAAAUGCUUUAAUGUUAGUUUUUUAGAUUAAUUAAAUAGGUACUUUUAUUGUAAUAUUUGAAAUAAUUUUAUUGAAGUUUAUUAUUUCCUGUUAAAAAUUCUAGCAUGUUCUGAAGAUUUCUAUUGAUCUGUGUACUAAUUGCAUUUAAUUAAGAUAUCAAUCAAAUAUCAGUCUGCAAGAAUUGGAGAGAGAACACAAGCUUAUUAUCUUUUCUUUGCUUUUACACUACCUAUACUCUUUUUAUAUAAAAUAAUCGUUUGGUCAUUGUUGGUGUAAGUAGGUACCUUAUUAAUGGAAUGUAUAGGAUAGACAUGAAAUAAAUAGUCAUGAUAGUUAAUAAAAGUACUGUUAUAAAAUAUAAA
Messenger RNA from Ostrinia nubilalis (European corn borer), 1108 nucleotides. RefSeq names its product mitochondrial import receptor subunit TOM22 homolog (gene mge). NCBI's taxonomy places the organism in Eukaryota, Metazoa, Arthropoda, Insecta, Lepidoptera, Crambidae. The record is from RefSeq and is a predicted model, not a curated record. Gene Ontology annotation, cellular component: mitochondrial outer membrane. The transcript is spliced from 5 exons. Gene Ontology annotation, biological process: intracellular protein transport. Bases 196 to 675 code for a protein of 159 amino acids.